AUGGUCGUCCUCACUCGGGAGACGGACAGACAGCACCCUGGUCAGACUGUGACGGCGCGUACCGGGGCAAUCUCAAGCGAUGAUAUAGACGAGACCACGGCCCUUCUAGGGCCAUCCAAAGUUACCUAUGGGAAUGAGUCCUUGUCAGAAAACCAGAGCGGUGAUUCUGCCACAGAUGCUGAGGAUGAGGAAAAGCCACUUCCCAAAACCCAGAUUCUGCUACUCUGCUAUGCCCGGAUGAUAGAGCCUUUGGCAUUCUUUUCAAUCUUCCCCUACGUGAGCCAGAUGGUUCAAGAAAAUGGGGGUGUUGAAGACACAGACAUAGGCUUUUAUAGCGGUCUUAUCGAAUCAUUGUUCUCUCUCACGCAGGCCAUGGUUAUGAUAUACUGGGGGCGAGCAGCCGAUCGCAUCGGGCGCAAGCCAGUCCUGGUCUAUUCGUUGUUCGGAGUGACACUGGCUACGGGUCUCUUUGGAUUUGCAAAGUCGAUCCCACAGAUGAUUCUGUUCAGAUGCCUUGCUGGCAUUUUCGCUGGAACUAUCGUCACUAUUCGUACUAUGGUGGCGGAACAUAGCACGCCCAAGACUCAGGCUCGGGCAUUCAGUUGGUUCGCUUUCAGUGGAAACUUGGGACUCUUCAUUGGGCCUUUGUUGGGAGGUGCUCUCGCUGCCCCUGCAACCCAGUACCCAGGUGUCUUCGGAGGUGUGAAGUUCUUUGAGGACUACCCUUAUGCACUGUCCAGCCUAGUAGUUGCCCUGAUUGGAGCCACGGCUGCUAUAACUAGCGCUUUCUUCAUUCAGGAGACCUUGAAGAAGGAACCAGCUGCACCCGAAAACAACGGUGGAGAGAUUGCAUUUGACGCGCCGAGUCGACGCGACACCCUCUCGACCAGGCAGCUUCUGAAGUCGCCUGGAGUAGGUGUGGUACUAUACGUGUACGGACACAUCAUGGUGCUCGCUUUUGCUUACACAGCCAUUAUCCCUGUCUUCUGGUUUACCCCAGUGUCUCUUGGUGGUUGGGGUUUCACACCCUUGCAAAUUUCACUGAUGAUGGGCUUGAACGGUGCUGCUCAAGCUGCGUGGCUGCUUCUGGUCUUCCCUCCAUUGCAACAUAAAGUCGGGACGAAAGGUGUAAUCCGACUGUGCGCUCUUGGCUACCCGUUGUUCUUCUUAGGCUCCCCCAUCGGCAAUGUGCUGCUCCGAUGGGGAACCGAAGCAUCAGUUAAUGCCUUUUGGGUCUUCGCGCCGAUCAUGCUAGCCAUGGGAAGCGGAGUCAGCAUGAGCUUCACAGCGAUUCAGCUUUCUUUGAACGAUAUCUCACCUUCGCCGAGGGUCCUGGGCCUUUUGAACGCGUUGGCGAUGACUAGUGUUGCCAGCCUGAGAGCUUUCUGCCCUGCCCUAUUUACCAGUCUCUUCGCGAUUGGAGCGAGGACACAGUUGGCGGGAGGGCAUGCUAUCUGGAUACUCAUGCUUGUACUUGCUUCUGGACUUACAGUGGCAGCAAGAUAUCUGCCAGAGCCGAGGCAGAAGCCUAGGAAUGAUGAAGCGAGAUGA
Penicillium subrubescens is the source of this 1551-nucleotide messenger RNA. RefSeq names its product MFS transporter. Gene Ontology annotation, molecular function: transmembrane transporter activity. Gene Ontology annotation, biological process: transmembrane transport. Bases 1 to 1551 code for a protein of 516 amino acids. NCBI's taxonomy places the organism in Eukaryota, Fungi, Ascomycota, Eurotiomycetes, Eurotiales, Aspergillaceae. The record is from RefSeq and is a predicted model, not a curated record. The transcript has a single exon.